AUGGGUUCUUCCGUCCCAGCUUUGUCGGCCUUGAACGGCCCGACUUAUGUCACUGCUCAGACAUUGAUCCAGCAAGUCACAUACUUGCUCAGUGACAAGAUCUUCUCUUACUCACCCGAGACUUUCGAUCUUGACGCCGCACUUAAGGAAUGGACUUCCAAGAGCGAGACUAACGCCAAUGGCGAGUCUCCCGUGGUCAAGGCUCUCGAGACCCGCCAGGGUGCCGGUAACCUGGCUCUGGGAUACCUCUUCUCCCAGGACUUUGAUCUGAAGAAGCGCCACAUCCCUCAGGGUAUCGUUGCUUCAUCAGCAACCCUCCCUUACAUGCGUGCUGCGUUGGAGCAGCUCUCUCUGCUGUACUCCGUUGCCAGCCCUGUGGCCGCCCACGUUGCCGCUGUUGACUACGCCGGCGAGGAUGGCCUGGUGUCCGACUAUGCCUCCGCUUUGUCUCUGGCCGAGGACCUCGGUCUGGGUCUCGUCUCCAGUGGAUCCGUCCACGAGUCUCAGCACAUGGCCCUCUUCACCACUUUGCUGUCUUCCGUCCUUCCUUCUCUUCACAUCUACGACGGUGUUCGUGUUGGCCGCGACACCACUCGUGUCAUUGAUGUGCUCGACAAGGAGGGCCUCACCCGCACCUACGAGACCGUCCGCAAGACUCUUGAUGAGUCUCGCAACCGUCACCUCGAUGCUCAAGGCAAGGUUCUUGACAUUCUGAAGUCUCUGAACGGUGAGCUCGGCACUGAGUACGCUCCCUUCGAGUACCACGGUCACUCGGAGCCUACCUCCGUGUUGGUUGCCUUCGGUACCGUUGAGGCUGCCCUCACUGCUCAGAUCGCCCGCUCCCUCGCCAAGGACGGUGUCCGUGUUGGUGUUGUGAAUGUCCGCGUGUACCGUCCUUUCAUUGAGGAGGAGUUCCUGCGUGUUCUUCCCAAGUCUACACAGACUGUUGGUAUCCUCGGACAGGUUGCCACCCAGCAGGCCGUCCAGGAAGAGGGUGUCCACUCCGCUCUUUACGAGGAUGUCCUCGCCGCUUUGACCUUCGCCACAGACCGUGAGCAGACCCCCACUGCUGUCGAGAUCAAGUACCCCCGCGCCCAACGCUGGGAUCUGAUCUCGACCGCUGCUGCCUUCCAGCGUGUCUACGACCAGCCCAUCCUCACCGUUGACGGCGAGACUAACGCUUCCCUGCAACUGCUUGACCCUGCUUCUGUCCAGGAGUACACCUUCUGGGAUGUCGAUAGCUCUGUCACCGUCGAGGCUGCUCAGACCCUCGGUCAGGCCCUCGGUGCCGACUCCGCCAGCAACGUUACCGUCAGCAAGGCCCACGACAACCUUGUGCAGGGCGGCGCUGUUCGCAUUGAUAUUCGCAAGAGCUCCAAGAUUGUUGACGCUCCCUACGCCGUCACUGCCGCUGACGUCGCUUACGUUGGUGACAUUGCUCUCCUGAAGGACGUCGAUGUUCUGGCCUCUGUCAAGGACACCGGAAAAAUCAUCGUCAGCGCCCCUGGUGUCAAGGAUGAGGACUUGGAGAAGAAGCUCCCCGCCAACUUCAAGCAGGCUGUUGCCCAGCGUAACAUUCCUGUGUUCAUCGUCGACUCCUUGGCUAUCGAGAACUCUGCUGAUGACCUCGUCCUCCAAGCUGCCUUUGUGCGUGUCGCACUCCCCGCACAGGAGGGCGUUGCCACCAAGAAGCUGUCUGCCAUCACUGGCAACGGCGAUGCUCUUGAAGCCGUGACCAAGGAUCUUGAGAAGGCUCUCCGCCAGAUCGAGGUUCCUGAGUCUUGGAAGGAGCCCGAGGGAGUCACUGAGAUCGAGCAGCUCCCCAAGGACAUCACCACCAACAGCUUCGUUCCCUUCGACAAGAACGAGUCUGAGCCCCCCACCCUCCUCCGUGACUGGGAGACUGCUGCCCGUGGUCUGGCUUUCAAGGAGGCCUACGGAACCCAGGAUGCCCUCCGUCCUGACCUUGCCCACAAGACCUUCACCGUCCACGUCAAGGAGAACCGUCGUCUCACCCCCACCACUUACGACCGUAACAUCUUCCACAUCGAGUUUGACCUCGGCAACACCGGUCUCAAGUACGAUAUCGGUGAAGCCCUUGGUAUCCACGCUGAGAAUGACCCUGAGGAUAUCAACAACUUCAUCGCAUUCUACGGCCUGGACCCCGAUGCCAUUGUCGAGGUGCCUAGCCGCGAGGACCCCGCCGUUCUGGAGAACCGCACUGUGUACCAGGCGCUGAUCCAGAACGUCGACAUCUACGGUCGUCCCCCCAAGCGGUUCUACGAGGCCCUUGCCGAGUUCGCCACCGACGAGAAGGAGAAGAAGGACCUCCAGACCCUGGGUGGUCCCGACGGUGCCACCGAAUUCAAGCGCCGCGCCGAGGUCGACACCGUCACCUUCGCCGAUAUCCUCCUGGAAUACCCCUCCGCCCACCCCGAGUUCCACGAGAUCGUCCGCAUCGUCGGCCCCCUCAAGCGUCGCGAGUACUCCAUCGCCUCCUGCCAGAAGGUCACCCCCACCACAGUCGCUCUCAUGAUCGUCGCCGUCAACUGGACCGCCCCCAACGGCAGCGACCGCUUCGGUCUGGCCACCCGCUACCUGAGCAGACUGCGCGUCGGCUCCCCCAUCACCGUCAGCGUCAAGUCCAGCGUGAUGAGGCUGCCCCCCAAGUCCACCCAGCCCCUCAUCAUGGCCGGUCUGGGUACAGGUCUUGCGCCCUUCCGCGCCUUCGUCCAGCACCGCGCUCUCGAAAAGGCCCAGGGCAAGGAAAUCGGUGCCGUCCUGCUGUACAUGGGCUCCCGCCACCAGCGCGAGGAGUACUGCUACGGUGAGGAAUGGGAAGCAUACCAGGAAGCUGGUGUCAUCACACUUCUUGGCGCUGCCUUCUCCCGUGAUCAGCCUGAGAAGAUCUACAUCCAGGACCGUAUGCGUCAAACUCUCCCUGAGAUCAUCCAGGCUUACAUCCGUGAAGAGGGUGCCUUCUACCUGUGUGGUCCUACCUGGCCUGUGCCUGAUGUCACUGCCGUCCUUGAAGAGGCUAUUGCCACUGAGGCUCGCAACACUGGCAAAAAGGUGGAGACUCGUAAGGAGAUUGAGAAGCUGAAGGAUGAGGAGCGUUACGUUCUCGAGGUUUACUAG
This is a messenger RNA of Penicillium salamii, 3138 nucleotides long. NCBI's taxonomy places the organism in Eukaryota, Fungi, Ascomycota, Eurotiomycetes, Eurotiales, Aspergillaceae. The record is from the annotation of a GenBank genome assembly.